AUGGCGCCGUCAAGGUCCCCGUCACCCGCUAAGGGCGAGCCUCGCGGCACGACACCCACGACGACACGUCCAACAGCCGGAAAUCCAUUUGCCGCCCUCUCCGACAGCAGCGCCGAGGAGGAUGGCGAUAUCCUUCGACCACGCGGGAAAGUGGCGUCAAGAAUGCAAGUACGCGGCAAUACACAGCAAGCUUCCGACUCGGAGGCCGAACAUGACGCGAACCAGACGCGCGCCAGCUCGCCGAGGAAGAGCAGCAAUGGUACCCAGGCCACCGCGGACCACAGUAAUGCUGACGACUCCGACGACGACGAUGUGGUUCGAACGCGUCCCAGGACUCUAAAGCCCCGGCGAGAUCGCAGCUCUACGCCCGACACACGGCCGCAGGAGGGACAUGACUCUCCCGGUCUCUUCGUCACGCCAUCCAAACCCCGCUCUCCCUCUGCAGAUAACAGCGAAAGCGAUGAUGAUCUCCCCAGUCCCCCCGCGCUGACCAAGAACCCACGGUUUCUUGCCCUCGUCGAGAAGAAACGACAAGAACGGCUGGCCAGGGAGGCCGAAGAGGCCCGCAAGAAGGCCGAGCGCCUGAAAGCGGCGGGACACAGCCUGGACGACAUGCUCGUAGAUGACGAUGAAGACAACAUCACGGAUGACGAUGGCGGCCGCAGGCUCACGCAAGAGGCCGCUGCGACACGGCCUCCGCGCAAGGCUAGCAAAAGGGCUCUUGAGGAGAUGAACCGCGAGACGCAGCGGUUGACCCGGAGCCUGCAGCUGGCCCAUGAGGCGAAGGUCAAGAAGAAGAUCACCAAGGCCGCCUUGUUUGAGCGCUUCAAUUUUAAGCCCGAGGGAGCAGCAGCGCAGGCCGAGGAAACGGCACCGGCGGCGACGAGCUCUAGCCGUGCUCCGACGCCAGCGUCAGCCCGGCAGAGCGAUUCUGAGAUGAAGGAUGCCGAGACGCCGCCUAGCUCCCCGCCGCAGAUUAGCAAGGAUCGUAGGGCAGAGGGCCCUGUUGCGACUGUGGCAGGCCCAACGCCUGCAGCGGACGACGACGACGACUUCCCCACACUGGAAGAGAUGGUCGAAGAGGCCGCCGCCACUCGCAGGAGACUUGACAAGGGCAAAGCCAAAGCAACCGCGGCCGACCUUGACGAAGCGUCAUCCAAGGCAGAGCAGCAACCGCGGAAACGCAACAUCCGCGUGAAACUGCCUGCCCUCCAGGGCAACGCCGCCACCCUCUCCCUCUCUCUCGACGAAGACGACGACGACGACCUGCAAGUCCAGCAACCGACUCGCAAGGCCAAACUCGACGCCAUCUUCGACCGCGUGCCGCUCAACCAAGCCAAGGAGCCACACUCGCUGCAAAUGCUGCGCAAGCUGGCCCACAUCGACGAUCCCGACAAGAAGGCCGCGCCCCCCUCCCGCCGCGGGGGCAACAAGCUCCAGAGCAAGCAUGAGCAGCAGCACGCCAUGACGGUUGCCGAGCUCCAAGCGAACCUGCUCCAGCGUGCCCGCCAGCAGGCCAAGCUCGAGCGGGACCGGCAUCUGGAGAUGCUGAGGGCCAAGGGGAUCCAUGUCCAGACGGCCGAGGAACGGGAGAAGGAGCUGCAGGAGGUAGAGAACAUUGUCGAGAAAGCGAGGAGGGAGGCCGAGGAGAUUAUGGAGAGGGAGCGGCAGGCGGCCAGGGAGGAGAGGAGGAAGAGGCGGGAGGCUGGGGAAGAGGAUCCGUUGGGGUGGGAUGAUAGCGAUGAAGAAGACGAGGAGUACGUGGAGGAUGAGAAGGUGGAGGCGGCGGCGGCGGCGGCGGCGGAAAUUGACUUAUCUGGCUCGGAGGAGGAAGAGGAGGACGAGGAGGAGGACGAGGAGGAGGAGGACGAAGCUGAUGUCGCUGGGGUGAUGAUUGAUGAUGCUGCCGAGAGCGCUGAAGAGUCUGAGACUGAAAACGCCGAGGAGCAGGAGAAGCCUGGCGGCCAAGAUUCGGAUGAGGAGCUCGUAAGCUCCAAGCCAGUCCGUCGCCGGCCGAGGAAGCAGGUCGCUAUCGUCUCUGACGACGAGGACGAUGCCGGCGAGCCGCUCGUCAAGGCUACACCCCGGCCAAAGGCUCACUUCGCCGAGUCGCCAUCGAGACGAGGUGCUAAGUCGCCCAGCGUGCCGACCUCGGUUCUCCGGUCAGCCACAAAGACUUUCAUCCCGGGUCUUCCCGUUGCCGGCCCUGCCGGCCUGGGACUGACGCAGAUCUUUGCCGGGACCAUGGACGACAGCCAAGUGGACAUGCCCCUUGAGGACUCUCGCUCGCAGCCGCGGCCCACGUUUGACGUGGCUGCCUUUCCGGGCUCCAACUUCUCGCAGACGGCUCAAGAGCCGGCCGAGGACAUGAUCUUAGACAGCCAACCGACACGGGACACCCAGCAAGCCGAGACUCAGGGCGUCCAGAUUCACUUCGCGCAGUCCCAGAUGCACGGCUUCGACAGCCUGUUCCGGGAUACGCAGAACCCGACCCAGGCCUCGGAGCUCAUUGAGCCAACUCAGGACGAAGGGUUCCACGAUUUCUCGCCUCUGCGCCAGCGCUUCGUCGAAGCCCCUGUCUCGACGGUCGCGACAGUCCCGGUUGGACACAGCCAGGCAGACGCAGACCAGAGCGAGUCGCCUCUGGUGCGAAGGACCGGCAAGCUCAGGCGCAAAGCUGAUGUGGUGCUUGCCUCGCCGAGUCGCCACCGCGCCGCGCCGGAUGAGCAGGACGAGGGGAUGGAGGACGAGUUUGGCUUCGGCACUAGGUCCAACAACGCCUUUGCCGCCAUGAAGGAGGCCGCGCUCAAGGAAAAGAAGCGCAAGGAGGCCUUCGACAAGAAGAAAAGCAAGGCCCGCGAGAUGGUGGAGGAGCAGGCCGAGGAGUCCGAGGACGAGUACGCCGGGCUCGGUGGUGCGGACGGCGAGGAUAGCGAUGAUGAGGACGAUGCGUCCGUCAAGGAGAUGAUUGACGACGAGACCAAGAAUGACGAGAGCGACGAGAGGAAGCUGGCUGCCUUUUACGCUGACCGCGAACGCGCAGCCGACGAGAAGCAGGUCGAGAAGCUCUUCCACGACGUCACCACGGGCAUGCUCCGGCGUAAGCGCCAAGGCAACUGGGACGACCUGUCCGACUCGGACGACGGGGGUGAAGCCCGCCGCCGGCUGAAGCGCCGCCAGUUCGCCAAGAUGCAGCGCGCUCUCCUCGCCGAUGAGCGCAUCAGCAAGGUGGCCGAGAACCCGCGCAACCAGGCCUUCCUAAAGACCAUUGAGGACCGCGGCAGUGACGACGAUAUGGACUUCAUCUUUGCGCACCCGCCAGCUGUCCCGGGGUUGGAAAGCCAGGAAUCGCAAGCUUCCGUUGCCGCCGGAAAGAACGCAGUCAUCCCCAACAGCCAGCCGCAGACCGCGGCGACUGCUGCCUCUCGCCCGCUUGCCAACCCCCGCCGCACCAAAGAAGGCAGCAAGAAGCCCUCGAGCAUCGCCGAGAUCCGCGAGUCCCUGUCCAAUCUGCUCGAGGAGCCCUCCUCCGUCAUCCCCGCCACCGAGCCCGACUCUUCCGACGGCGACGAGGAAGAAGAAGCAGACUCCCGUCCUCCAUCCAGCAGCAACAAAGAGAACGAUAUCCGCCACCCGCGCCGGAGCAAACCGACCCCCUCCAUCAUCGACCGCAUUACCCUCAAGCGCAACUCGUCUUCCUCCCUCUCCUCAAACAGCAGACUCGCCUUCUCCACUACCACCGUUACCGCCACGGGGGGAGGAAGAGGAGGAGGAGCAGGAGGCGGAGGAGGAGUCCCGCCCCUCCUCCGCCGCGCAACAACCAACAACUCCCUCCUCUCCACCGCCACCACCACGUCCUCCUCCGGUAGUAGCAUCUCCACCAGCAGAGUGGGCAUGAUGAGCAAGCGACCAGGAGGUGAUGACAUGAAGAUCAAAAAGACGGCCGGCAAGCGCUCUGGUGUCAGCUACCUCGCGCGCGAGACGGAGCGGCGCGCGGCGCUGGCCGAGGCGGAGCGCCGGCGGGAGGCGAGGAAGUGGAAGGGUGUUGAGGGGAGGGCGAAAGCGGUGGGUGGGCUAUUCGGUAAGGGGUCGUUUGAGUAA
Molecule: messenger RNA, 4101 nt
Organism: Chaetomium strumarium
Lineage: Eukaryota; Fungi; Ascomycota; Sordariomycetes; Sordariales; Chaetomiaceae
Product: MRC1-like domain-containing protein
Exons: 2
Coding region: 1-4101 (1366 amino acids)
Biological process (GO): mitotic DNA replication checkpoint signaling; mitotic G2 DNA damage checkpoint signaling; activation of protein kinase activity
Molecular function (GO): anaphase-promoting complex binding
Source: RefSeq, a predicted model, not a curated record